GCCGGGUCCAGCAAGGUUACAAGAAGGCUUGCUUCAUCUUUCUCGCCCUCGUUUAGUUUUUCUGCGAUUCAAUCCUUCCGAUUAGGGUUCACCUGCACCAAUAGAGCACGAUAUUGGAUCUGAAGAUGGAUGUUGACGCUCCUCACGCAAUGGGCACUACUAUUAUCGGAGUCACUUACAACGGAGGCGUUGUCCUCGGAGCUGACUCUCGUACCAGCACAGGCGUUUAUGUUGCUAAUCGAGCAUCGGACAAGAUUACACAGCUGACCGACAAUGUUUACGUUUGUCGCUCCGGAUCGGCUGCCGAUUCUCAGAUUGUCUCUGACUAUGUGCGUUACUUUCUCCAUCAACACACGAUACAGCUAGGGCAGCCUGCAACGGUCAAAGUUGCUGCAAACCUUGUCAGGCUAUUAUCCUACAAUAACAAGAACAUGUUGCAAACUGGUAUGAUUGUUGGUGGGUGGGACAAAUAUGAAGGCGGUAAAAUUUAUGGAAUUCCUCUCGGUGGAACAAUAAUAGAGCAGCCUUUUGCUAUUGGAGGAUCUGGCUCCAGCUACUUGUAUGGAUUCUUUGACCAAGCAUGGAGGGAAGGAAUGACCAAGGAUGAAGCAGAGCAAUUAGUUAUUAAGGCUGUUUCACUUGCCAUUGCAAGAGAUGGUGCUAGCGGAGGUGUUGUUCGGACCGUCAUUAUAAACUCCGAUGGUGUGACUAAGAACUUCUACCCCAGUGACAAACUUCCAUUAUGGCAUGAAGAGUUGGAGCCUCAGAAUUCAUUAUUGGACAUAUUGAACUCAACGUCUCCUGAGCCAAUGAACAUUUAGAAAUCUUGGGGUCCUUCUGGACCUGAUUAUGUUUGGUUUUCAGCACACUUGCAUCCCAAAUAGAAUGUUUAAUUUUCGUUCGGAAAUUGGUGGAUGUGUUCAUGUCCUAGUCACAUUUGUCAUGAAAACUUUGCUCAUGUGGUUUAUGGUGCUGUGCGUUUGCUGGAUGAUUCACUCUUUAAUCAGAUUUCUGUCUAUCUUUUUUGUUGUC
Messenger RNA from Tripterygium wilfordii, 1032 nucleotides. Its product is annotated as proteasome subunit beta type-6. Bases 126 to 821 code for a protein of 231 amino acids. Gene Ontology annotation, molecular function: threonine-type endopeptidase activity. The record is from RefSeq and is a predicted model, not a curated record. Gene Ontology annotation, cellular component: proteasome core complex. The transcript is spliced from 8 exons. Lineage: Eukaryota; Viridiplantae; Streptophyta; Magnoliopsida; Celastrales; Celastraceae.